Molecule: messenger RNA, 4308 nt
Organism: Phytomonas sp. EM1
Lineage: Eukaryota; Euglenozoa; Kinetoplastea; Trypanosomatida; Trypanosomatidae
Source: the annotation of a GenBank genome assembly
AUGCUUAAAGCGUCGUUGAUGAGACGGUUUGCAGGAAGCCGCACCCUCCUCGGGAAGUUGCUCAAACUCCCCACAAGCGAAGCUGUAAUUGUCGUCCGUGAAACACGUCAAUAUGAUUUUGACUUUGCGAUUCGCUAUACCCCUCCCGCUGCUGUUUCAUCAUCGCUACGUGGCGAGACUGCGUCUGAGCCACUAAUGAAACCACUAGAGGACUACACACAGCCACCACACAUGCAAACGAGGCGGACCUACAACGUCGGCGGUGUCGUGGGCCCGGCGUUUUCCAUUUCCUGGAGUAAAUCGCCCGGUGCCGGUGGGGGUGCCUUCCCAUUCCUUCCUGAGGGCCGUCUUGCCAAUUCACGCCCUGUUUUGCCAAACAGUGAUGGUAGGAAGGCCAUAGACGGUGGGCAACCUGCAUGGUGUAGCUGCGCGGCGCUUUUUUACCCCCUGAUAGGUGAAAAAAAGAACCCAGUUGGCGGGGCCCACGGGUUACGGGAAAGGUGUAAAGAGGAGGAACGUCUUCUCGACACCUUCGUGUUCGCCCUCAAGCUGAGUGAUACCGAGGACAUCCUACGAGGUAUCAUCGGGGAGCACUCCUAUGCUAAGCUGGUCGGCCCUGUUCUGGCCUCGAAGGCCCAGGUCGUCUCCUUGUUCGCGGACCGCCGCGAGCCGAUCCCGUACACCGUCUCCGCGGGCCUUUCGAUGGGGGCGGGGCUCUCGGACGCGCCCGCACCUGUCUGGCUCGCGCAUACCUUGUUGACGGCAGAGGAGGAGAAUCGCGUGCGGUGGUUGUGGGAGGAGAUGGAUGACAUCAGCGCGUGCUACGCCCGCGCCCCCACGCUUCGGAGUCUUUUGGUGUUGUGGCAUGUCGCUUCGUCGUCGACAUCGGUGGGGGAGGAGGUCUCUGACGGCCUACGACCGAGCUGCUGCCCCUCAGCCUCUGACAUCACGCAGACAUGUCAACGCAUGAGGGAUCGGUUCACGGAGAUGACGUUAUGUGAUAUAGCGGCCUUGGGACUGCUUGGCACCGCGGGCCAGAAGGUACGUAAAGAGGUUCUAACCAACUUCCUGGAAAAGGCACGACCAGAGCAGGAUGGAGCUCCGUUUGCCGACGCAGGUGAUUACGCCUCCCAAAGCAAUGCCCUGGAGCGCGUUUUGAUAGUCUUAUUUUUCCUCAAGUAUAUGGGGAAACAUAAUGGAAUAGGGUCCAUGGGCAGUUCUGAGCUGUGGACAUUGGAUGAUGACAAGGAAAAUAGCGAAGUGGUAUUUUCUUUGCUAGACGUAGCCACUCAGAUAUCCGCCUGCAAAGAAAAACUUGUCGAAAAGUUGGUCUCUGACAGUAAUCAGUCGUCACCAACAGAAAGUAGCCUUUCUUAUUCCAGCCACGCAUCCAUAAAGUGUCAUACAAGCUCCAGCGCGGAUAGGGGUGACAUCUACCAAACUACUCUGUUGUGCGUCAUGGAAUACUUUUUAAACCGCAUUCGCUUGACAGCGGCUCAGUGCGAUAUCCCAAUUACAAGCCCCCAUCUCUGCGGCGUGACUCUCUGGUUGCUGCGUGAGAUGCCUCAUAGUGACGUGUGCUGUAGGCAUUUUAGACGUGUGGUCGAGCACUUACCGUCAGAUGCCCUUCUUUUGCUUGAAAAAGCCUCUCUGCUUAGUACGUUGAGUCUCGACCUUCGAUCAGUGGUGGAGAUUCUGUUGCCCCUAUUAGAACACUGUGAAAAGGAGGACUUUUUCAACACAGUGAUGCAAGAGGUGGUUAUCUCGCUUGAGCAUCGUCUGCGGCGCGACCCUACCUCGUUCACGCAGGAUGAUAUGAAGUGGCUGUCGAUGCUCGGUAUGAGCCUGUUCAUGAAGAGUGAGAACGAGGCAGUGAUUGGCACGAGCUUCCUUGAUAGAGGAAUCCACGAACAAAUGGAGGAGUUGAAUGUCAUGGAUGGUAGCCCCUGGGCUCUUUGCGUCGCGACGUAUCGUUCGCUGAAAGAGAUCGUCCGGGCUCUUUCACGUGAUCAGCGUAGCCUUCGACGGCAGGUGCACAAUCAGAUGCGGGCAAUCGCUAAGGCAGCGGGUAGGCCUCUGGCGACGCCGACGAAUUCGGUUGCAUCUCAGGCUCAUGAGGCCAGCUGCAAGUCCACAGACCUCUCAUCCCCGUUUUCCACGACCGAGGAAGGACAAUCUGCUCGAGGUGGAGAUGGCUGCGGCGACGUCCACCCUCCAGAUGUGGUAGCGCACGUUGGUGCAGGUCACGGUAGAGCCAGUGAGAAUGCCAAAGAUAAUGCCACGUCGGAGCCGCGCGUCUUGGAGGUUUCAUCCAGCAUUCGCCAUCGUUUUCUGCUCUUUCUCGAGAAGCUCGUCAAGACCCAUGUGGAUCUGCGCUCCAGCAGCACAGGACAGUCCCUCGUGGUGAGCUCUGAGAUGUUUGACUUUAUCAACAAGAACGUUCCCGUCCCAAAUAUUCAGGACGAAUAUCGACGCAAAAUCUUCCUUCUGAUGAACGUUACCGUUGACGAAAAAACAAUGCGGGAACGAGCACUAACAUACAAACGAGAAGCACGAGGGGGUAAGAAGGCAAAGACAGCCUCACAACGCGCAAAGGAGGGCGAGGAGCUGAACGAGCCUACCGAGGUGAUUCCGGCCGAGCUGCGCUUUCUUGUCAGUUCUUUGCCCCUCGUUCUUUCCCCGUGGGCAAGUGUGAUGGUGCUGCGGGAGGUUCUAGCUGAAUCGCCCGGCGGGAAUCCGCGCUACACCUACGUUCUCAACGCCGCCAUUGACCUUCAGCUACCCAUCUCAACGACACGCUCGCGUAUCGCGACGACGCUGAAUAUGUGGCGCUUCCUCAACACCCAAACCCACAAGCUAUCCUUGAAGGAGAACGUCAUGGUAAAACAGCGCUGCGUGCUGAACCUACCCCUUUCCUAUAUCCUUUCUUCCUAUUGGUCUCUGUUGACGUGGCUGGUGCUUUCAAGCCUGAUAGUGCUCAACAUUGUCGGCCUCGACGUCGAAUCGCAGCUUGUCGCCAACAAACUUUUCCAGGAGUUCGCUCCAUGGGAUGAGAUUGAGGUGGGUGAGUCAGAGCUAUGCAACGAGGAGGCCGCCGCGGACGUCGUCUCCGAAUACGUUAAUUCGUUUAAGCCGGAUCACACGCUGAACGGCUCGGUAUCGCUGUUAUCCUCGGAUACACUUCUUUCCUCGGCGUCUUAUCUCUUUCUCGGCUCGCCCGACCAGUGGCGUCCGAUGACGAUUAUGCCCAUUGGUAGCGAUCCCACGCUAAAGGAUGAGGUGCGAGCUGCUGAGGAGUACGCGUGCGCGACGGCGGUUCUGAAGAAGAUGUCGUCGUGCGUGGUGUUCCCCUUCUACGUUGAUCUACCGCGAGUGAUGCCGGUUAGGUAUGUUGAGGCGCAGGUUGCGGAACGCAUUCGGCGAGUAUCACUAGAUAAUGCAUGGUUUUUACUCCGCACACUAAUCCGGACGUUUCCAUUGGGCCGUGAGCAGAUGGAGCGGACGUUAAUCUCGCACACCUGCACGCAGGCCAAUCUCAUACAGCGGCGGAUCACUUUCUUAGUGUAUGCUCAGUAUGGGGUUCCCAUCACUGAGCAGUUUUUGAGGAACUUGAGGUCUAGUCUUCUUUCGCAGAACGCAAAUUUAGUUCUGGUGGUGCACGAAUCCAGCUUGCUCAAGGGCGGGGUUACACCGGCGCGUCUUCGCACCUUAGCCAGUGAUAUGGGUGCGGAAUUGAAUGCCCGGAAAGAAAACGAAGGUUACAUCGAAAAUGGGUUUAAAAGAAAGCGAAGUGGGCUCCUGGUGCUCCCUUGCUCCCGACAGCUUUACAAGCAAAGACAUGUAACGCUCUGGGAUGAGAGGAAUACCAACGCUAACCUUUCUCUAUUCGCCAGACAAUUUGGCAUCCGGAGUCAACGAGCAGUUUCGCACGCACACGUUGAGGACAAGUCAGAUAACUUGAAGAGCGGUAUGGUGACGGAAACGCUUCGGAGAAGGGCAGCCAGACGCUUGAUGAAAACAUUCGAGAAAAGAAACCUUGCACGUGCAGUAGCGGUCUCUCAUGAUAAUACAAACUUCAUAGAAACACAAAAAUCAGAGUGCACGCCUGUAAAGACGGACUCUCCGCUACCGUGGCCUGUGGUGAAGUACUUGAGUUUUGCUAAGCCUGUAGGGCCAGCUAUGUGGCACCGGGUGCUUCUUCAAUGGAAAGUUUAUAUUGAGCGGAUCAAUAAGCCAUUGUUUGCCGUACCUCAAACUGGGUUACCUUUACCCAGCGGUGUUGUAGGGUCCAUAGAAAGAAGGUGGUGA